AUGAUUUACUAUUUGUUGCCCUUAUUGCCAAUUUUGUCCGUCUGCGCUCAAAAUGAUACUAACAUUGAUGUGACGCCGGAAACUCCCAGGAUUUUCGAGCCACCGCCAAGAGAACACCUAGCCGACUCGCAGAAGUGCCGCCAAGAGUGGUGGAUGAAGAACGAGUCGAUUUACUCGUGCUUCGGGGCAACGUUCGUGAAAAGCGAGGGGUUUUUCCAACCGUGCAACCAGCAUUCGCAUUGCUAUGAGUCGCGCGAGCCCCAGGAUUGGUGCAUUUUGCCGUAUGGGUUUCGAUGGAGCCGCUGGGGCUGCCACUGCGACUACAAAUUCAACUCGUGCGUCCACGAGAGAUGGAACGCCUUUGGACAUCGGAUGGAAUGGAGUUACUGCACCCCGAAGAAAACGUUCAUUUGCCGCCGCGAGGCUCCGAAAAGCGCCGAAAAAGUGGACGCGUAUCUGAUGAAAAUGCGCGGAAAAGCC
Mesorhabditis spiculigera is the source of this 480-nucleotide messenger RNA. Lineage: Eukaryota; Metazoa; Nematoda; Chromadorea; Rhabditida; Rhabditidae. The record is from the annotation of a GenBank genome assembly.